Paramuricea clavata is the source of this 1341-nucleotide messenger RNA. The record is from the annotation of a GenBank genome assembly. Lineage: Eukaryota; Metazoa; Cnidaria; Anthozoa; Malacalcyonacea; Plexauridae.
AUGAGUAAACAAGCGCACAUCACAGAAACAGAACCCAUUGAACAACAUGAUAGUGGGUUUAUGGAACCCAUGCAAAUGUUUAAAACAUUUCCACACAAUGAUACAUUUGUUGACAACCGUGUUUUUACGUUAAAUGCAAACCCUGCUGAGACGACGUCUGAUGUGUAUACAUUUGUACAUCACAAGCAAGAUUACAGUAUUUUAAAUUUAGAAGAUGCAACAAUUCAAGCAACAAUUAGUCUUAAAGCGAAUAAUGGUGCAAAUCUUGGCGCCGAUCAAAUUGUUACCAUAAACCCUUUGCCGUUACAUACAGCAUGGAAAACAAAAGAAAUAUUUUUUAACAAUCAAGUGGUAAAUACAAUAUCAACACAGGAAAAUGAGCUUGCCUACAUAGAUCAUUUACUUCGUGAGGUACCCUCGGGUUAUUUGCCGGAAAAGGAAGUUAAUCUUGCCAUUCACGACACGCCAGGUCAUUUUGAUUCAAUUAUACACUUCAACGAUGCUACUGAAGACACUUUAGUAAACAAAGGUGCAAAUGAAAGAUAUCAGGCCUGUAAUCAGGCUACAGCAUUAAAAUGUUACGACCGAAUUGAUUUGAUGUGUCAAAGCAAACGGUUUAUACCUACCUCGCACAAAAUUAAAAUUAUUUUACGUCGUGCUGAUAAAACAAAAAUAUUGUUUGGCAAUGCUGGACAUUGUGGUGUGGCAAAUGUUCAUUUUGAUGAUUUUAAAAUUACUAUUCCGGGUAUGAAACCAAAAUUACAAUUGAGUGAAGCAAUUAAUCAGGCAAUGAUUUAAAAUGGUGAAGAGGGUAAAUAAUAUGUAACAACCCAUCGUUUUGUACCCACACCUGUGUUGGCACAAACACAACGCAUAGAUUUAAAUUAUCUAUUUACAGGUGCACGCCCCACAAGGGUUAUCACAUAUAUGAAAUUGCAAACUAGAUAUAAUGGCGCACACAACCUUAACCCUAAUUUAAUAGCAUUCCCUGAUUUACAAUUUUAUGGAUUAAAAAUUAACGAGGCUUUUGUACAACCUUUGGUUCAAAAUUCUCGUGAAGCAUAUCAUAAUUUUCGAACCAUUUUGAAUCGUCACUAUGAUGAAAUGCCAUUUUCUCACAAGGAUUAUCAAAGCAGUUACGGUAUUAUUGUAACUGAUUUGUCAGAAAAUAAAGAUAGUUUUAAUCAGGUUUUACCAAAUUCUACCAGCGGUGUAAUAAGUUUGGAAAUGAGGUUUAAUCAACCUUUGGCACAUCAAUAUCAGUUAAUCAACAUUGCGGAAUUUCGUAAUCAAUUGUCUGUUGGCUAUCAAAAUCAAGCACACACGAAAUAUGACUUUUAA